Molecule: messenger RNA, 632 nt
Organism: Acanthisitta chloris (rifleman)
Lineage: Eukaryota; Metazoa; Chordata; Aves; Passeriformes; Acanthisittidae
Gene: XPA
Product: xeroderma pigmentosum, complementation group A
Exons: 4
Biological process (GO): nucleotide-excision repair, DNA damage recognition; base-excision repair; UV-damage excision repair
Cellular component (GO): nucleotide-excision repair factor 1 complex
Molecular function (GO): damaged DNA binding
Source: RefSeq, a predicted model, not a curated record
CACCUGUCCUAGAAUUUGACUAUCUCAUCUGUGGAGACUGUGGCAAAGAAUUCAUGGACUCCUACCUUAUGCAGCACUUUGAUUGGGCAACAUGUGAUAAUUGCAGAGAUGUUGAAGAUAAACAUAAGCUUAUUACAAGGACAGAAGCAAAAGAAGAGUAUCUCCUUAAAGACUGUGACUUAGACAAGAGGGAACCAGUGCUCAGAUUCAUUGUGAAGAAAAACCCUCAUAAUUCACGAUGGGGUGAAAUGAAACUUUAUUUAAAACUACAGGUAAUCCAGCGUUCACUGGAAGUGUGGGGUAGUGAAGAAUCACUGCAAGAAGCAAAGGAGCUACGCCGUGACAGCAGAGAGAAGAUGAAACAGAAGAAGUUUGAUAAGAAAGUUAAAGAACUCCGCCGCGCUGUGAGGAGUAGCUUGUGGAAGAAACAAACCAGUAUCCACGAACAUGAGUAUGGACCAGAAGAAAACAUUGAUGAAGAUACAUUUAAAAAGACAUGCACUGUAUGUGGCCAUGAAUUAACUUACGAGAAGAUGUAGUGCUAAUCUGGGGGUUGUUUAAUUUCAUUUUAUUUUUAAUAGUAUUUUGUAUCAAAGUCAAAUAAAUGAUAAUUAUGAACAAGCUGUUGCCAA